CAGGUAUCUAGGAACUACCUAAAUACCUAUCUAUCCUACCUGCGGCAUCCUAUCUCAAGAUCCGACAUUCGCUCUUCAUUUUUCUCCUUCACCAACACCCAAUCAACGAUAACAUGCCAGUCACUGGCUCUGAUACCGUACUUGGUGCGUUGAAAGGGCUCGUUGGCCCUUCAAAUACAGCAUUGUUGCAUGAUGUCUCGGGAAAGUCGGAGCAUUUUCGUGCAGAACCUGACGGUGGGAUAUCUUCCCUGACUGAAUCCAAUGAUACAGACCUUCGUCAUGCCGUUCUCAGUGUAAUUAACCACGUCUUGUCUUCAGAGGACAACAUGGGCCAAAGCCAAUUAUCGAGGCUUGUGGCAGCCGUCAGUGAGAAAGCAUUGACAUUGAGGAGCGUUCAAGACCACUCAGAACUCCUCACAGAAGCAGCUGUUGCCAGUCUCAGUAUCUUGUGCUCGAAAUAUCGCAUUACCCUGGAUCAGAUUACUCUCGUGAAGCUCACAGCUGUUACUGAUCCUCAGGACCCAUGGACAACUGCACAAGCUGCAGCAGCAGCUUCAAAACUUUUGUCGAAACACCUUGAGGGUGAAAGUCUGAACGAUUUUAUCACCAACGCGGUCCUUCAGAAGCAUUUGAAGCCAUUAUUUAUGAAAUCAUCCUCGCGAAUCACUGCUUCAGGACGGCCCUCCCAGUAUGACGUGGUUGAUGAUCGGUCCCGACCUGUGAUCGAAGUGCAGUCAUGGAGGACUCAGGCCCCGUGGGCAGAGGCCACAAUCCAAUGGACAGUAAAUAUGUCUACGACGUCGCUCAUCAAGCAGCACUGGCCGCUUUUCUUGCCAGUCCUGUUGGCGCUGGUGGAGAGCGAGUCUACCAAGACCAAGGCCAGAGGCUUAAUGACCACGAGAGAAUUCAUGAACAGGUGCCCAGCUCAAGUACUGCAAAACACAGGCAUAGGCCGUGUAUUUGCGGACGUCACAUUCCCGCUCCUGCUCUAUCUCCCUAGCGUCACACCAGAGGAUGAGUCUACGACUAUACUCAUGCCGGCUUACGACGUGCUUAUUAAGCUGGCCCAGGCCACCGGGCAUACCAACAGUAUCGAGCGCCGCCGAUUAUUUGACAAGAUCCUCAGGGACGGAGUAUUCGCAGGCUAUUUCCAUGCUUCUCAGCACACUCGCGUUGUCCGCGUUCUGCUACAGAAGGCAACAGCAGUAAUCAAUGGUCUGGGUAUCUAUACAACCAAACACUUAACUCCUCUUCUCUCAAUGGUAUCAUUAGUCAUGACAGACCCCUUUGCAGUCUCAUAUCCUCCGACCCUGAUAGCGGCGACGCAAACCAUGAGCGCCAUCAUUACUAAUACAUGGCCUCGUGUCCGAGAAACUGAGCAUAUCGAGAACGUCGCCCGAAUUCUGUCAUUAUGUUGGUUAAACGUCUCUGAGGAGAUCGAGCAUGAGGAAUCUCGGACUUCAGCUGAUAUCAACACAUUGUCACAAGAGUUGGCACAUACAGCUCGAAUUCUUCAGGCCCUCUGGGACCAUGAUGCCUCUGAACGUCCCACGAAGCUGAGUGAAGCCUUGAAGCAAGAACCGCGGCUGUGUACUCUGUUCCCGAAAAUGCUCGCUGAAGGCUGAGGGGCUGCUGCUAAGUCUCAGUCCAGAGGCUGCUGCUUGAAAAAAGACUUCCCACGCAGCCAUUUCCUAUAGGCUUUGUAUCGUUUCUUCGGACCAUCUUCCUCAGUCACUGUCAGAGGGUUUUCCCCCACCUUGAGCAACUCAGCGUAGACAUCGAUCUCUUCUUCAGUUCCUUUGACCAUUAAACCUUCAUCUUGCCAGUCACCGCUUACAUACUCCUGAUACUCAGACGCAUCCACGUCUACGGGCGUGUCGCUCGAGAUAACGAGAGGAAGGUUUUGAGGAUGACGGAUGUAUCGCUCGUAAUCUUCGGAUUCCUGCUCGGCUACAGACGGAUUCAGUGAGUCAUGGACAGCUUUGGUGAAAGUCCAUUGUGCAGCCUUGGAUUUCUCCAGGGCUGUUGGCUUCGUCUUGGGGCUAUGUUCAGAUGCCUGCACUGGUUGGUUUCGUGUCCAGUCGCAGAGAGCUGGGCAUGUACACCUUUGUCUUGAACAGGUUGCAGCCAACGCUGGAGCGAGAUCCCUUUCGCUGGUGAUCGGUCCAUGAUCGAAUCUGGCGCCCCAUUCGCUCCCACAGUCUGCCCACGAGAACUUGUUACAUUUGCGUGUGGAUGAGCAUCUUUCUUCGAUUUCUUUUUGUCGCCGUGAUCAACUUCAUUGUCGGUACGAACCCGGAAAGGGCUGAGGUCGUAGCGGCCAUCCUGGGUAGAUUUAAGGGGAAUGUAUUUGAUAGUUGAGUUCAUCUUGUAGGCAAACAUCUUGGGGAAAGAAGAUAGGGUGGAUGGCCUGUAAUACUCGAGCCAAUAGUCAUCAAAGAAUUCAACCGGAUGAGCGCGGGCAAUGUCUUUGCUGGGUACGUAUGGUGGAAUUGUUCGUUUCUGCAAGUGAGCCGGAACAUACCAAUUGAUGUAGUCGUGCUUCAACCUAGCAGACCAAUCUCGUGGGUCGGCGUGAUGGAGGUAAUAGUCAGUUGCCAAGUCCCAC
Messenger RNA from Fusarium verticillioides 7600, 2608 nucleotides. RefSeq lists its product as hypothetical. The transcript is spliced from 6 exons. Lineage: Eukaryota; Fungi; Ascomycota; Sordariomycetes; Hypocreales; Nectriaceae. Gene Ontology annotation, cellular component: cytosol; nucleoplasm; centrosome. The coding region runs from base 114 to 1625 and encodes 503 amino acids. The record is from RefSeq and is a predicted model, not a curated record.